This is a messenger RNA of Osmerus eperlanus (European smelt), 3918 nucleotides long. It is a transcript of the gene nr4a1, whose product is annotated as nuclear receptor subfamily 4, group A, member 1. Gene Ontology annotation, cellular component: nucleus; transcription regulator complex. Bases 955 to 2103 code for a protein of 382 amino acids. Lineage: Eukaryota; Metazoa; Chordata; Actinopteri; Osmeriformes; Osmeridae. Gene Ontology annotation, molecular function: RNA polymerase II cis-regulatory region sequence-specific DNA binding; nuclear glucocorticoid receptor binding; nuclear receptor activity. The transcript is spliced from 7 exons. Gene Ontology annotation, biological process: cellular response to corticotropin-releasing hormone stimulus; regulation of transcription by RNA polymerase II. The record is from RefSeq and is a predicted model, not a curated record.
CUCGUAUAAAUUUAAUUCACAAGACUUCAACACAGGGGACGUACAAUUUCUGAUAAAAGACAAGAGACUGGGGAUAAUGACAGACUCAUUGGAAUACAGACACUAAUUAAUUUGCUGUAGUAGAAUAAAACAGAAAUGAUUUGUGUCCAUCCUCUGCUACAUGAGAAUCAAAACUCAGAGUUCCAGAGUCUGGACUUUACUUCAAGGUUGGAUAUGGAGGUGAGCUGCAAACAAGACCCGCUCUCUGCCACAUCUCUCCCAAGCAUUGGUUCCCUGGUUGGCACCUACACGGACGAGUUUGAUGUUUACGCAUGUCAGGUCCCCUCUGCCCCUACUAACGCUGGAACAAAUACUGGUGAGGACUCAAACUUUAAGCUGGACGACUUCCAAGUUUUGGGCUGCUAACCAAGCAGAGCAUUCCAGAUGAGCUAUCUUGAUGAGACCCUGUCCUCUGUAGGCUCAGACUAUUUUGGCAGCUCUGUAUCGGUUCUGUCUCCUACCACCCCAGCCUUCCAGACUCAGCCUGUGUCAUCUUGGGAUUCCGCCUUUGGGCCUUGCUCUCCCAGCUCUGGGUACUGGGUGGCCGAUAAGACUGAAUUGCCUUAGCCAUCCUCAUUCUUCAACUUCAGCUCAGCAUCCGCAGAGGAUUUAUCUCUUCUGGGCCCGUCCCAGUUAGCUGAUCAAGAAUCCUUCACUCUGGCCCAGCAGCACUCUUCACUCCUGCCCUUCUCCCCUCUAGCUCUGGAGUCAGACAUUUUUGAUGGCCCUGCCACUAUAGAGGUCAGCAUUUCCCCCAAAGCUAGAAGCCCCAAUAGGAAUGAAGGCUGCUGUGCUGUGUGUGGAGACAAUGCCUCCUGCCAGCACUAUGGGGUUCGCACUUGUGAGGGAUGCAAAGUAAAUGGACUGCAUUAAUAUAGCGCUUUUCUACCUUAACGGCACUCAAAGCACUUUACAAUGUUUGCCUCUCAUUCACCCAUUCAUACUCUCACUCACACAUACCGACGGCAGCGAGCUACCAUGCAAGGCGCCGGCCUGCCAAUCGGGAGCAACUUGGGGUUCAGAGUCUUGCUCAAGGAUACUUCGGCACAUGACCUAGGAGGAGUCGGGGAUCGAACCGCCAACCUUGCGAUUAACAGACAACCCUCUCUACCCCCUGAGCCACAGCCGCCCAAAGGGUUUUUCAAGCGCACUGUUCAGAAAAAUUCUAAAUAUAUUUGCCUUGCCAACAAAGACUGUCUGAUAGACAAGCGUCGGCGAAACCGAUGUCAGUUUUGUCGUUUCCAAAAGUGCCUUGGUGUAGGAAUGGUGAAAGAAGUUGUGAGAACAGAUAGCUUAAAAGGCAGAAGAGGUCGCCUCCCUUCAAAGCUGAAAAUAGUCCAGGGUCUGACACCCUCUGCUUCUCCAGUUAGCUUGAUUGCUUCCCUUGUGAGGGCACAUAUUGACUCAAACCCAGGUGUUGGAAAACUGGAUUACUCUAAGUACCAGGAAACUGUGGUUAACCUGUUAGAUAAAGAAGACGCUAGUGACAUCAAACAGUUCUAUGACUUGCUUACAGAGUCCAUGGAAGAAAUUAGUAAUUGGGCAUUGACUGUUCCUGGAUUCUCGGCCUUUGGUCAGGAGGACCAGGAACUGUUGUUGGAAUCUGCCUUUAUUGAACUGUUCAUCCUGCACAUUGCAUACAGGUCCAACUCUGAAACUGACAAGUUGAUCUUCUGCAAUGGUGUGGUGCUUCACAGGAUGCAGUGUGUGAGAAGUUUUGGUGACUGGCUCAAUUCCAUCAUGGACUUCUCACAAAGCCUGCAUCGUAUGAGAUUGGACAUACCAUCCUUCUCAUGUCUCAUAACUUUGGUCCUAAUCACCGAUCGCCAUGGUCUAAAGGAACCAAAGCGUGUAGAAGACUUCCAGAACCAGCUCAUCACCUGCUUGAAAGAUCACAUCUCCAGUUGUGCCUCAGACUACCUGUCCAAGCUCCUAGGGAAGCUUCCAGAACUGCGGACACUGUGCACACAAGGCCUGCAGCGCAUCUUCUACUUAAAACUGCAGGACCUGGUCCCUCCUCCCUCCAUAGUUGACAAAAUAUUUCUGGACACUUUGUCUUUCUGAGAGAAAGAGAUCAGAAGACUGUGACACUGUGAUGUAUAUAUCUUAAGUGAUUUAGAAAAAAGGUAGGAUGGAAAACGACAAACAAUAGCUCUCAAAAUAUAAAUAAUGAAGUUCUAACUCAAGCUGUCAGAAGAAACUAUCAAGACAUCCAUGCAUCUCACGUAAAAAUCUGUUUUUAAUCGAUGUUGUAUUACAACAGCACUCCAAUCGUAUGUCCUUGUUGCUGUCAAUGUUGGACAAACUAAACAAUAGAUUAGUGUUCAAGGUAUCAGCAAAUACUUCUUAAUAUCUUCUCAAUUGUACAGUAUAUCAUCUACCGUAAGAACUGAACCAGGGGCGUCGUUAGACCCUUUUUACUGGGGCAUGUGCCCCAGUAUGAAUCUGCUGUGCCCCAGUAAAAUCUAAAGUUUGAUAGAUAUGCAUAUUAUGAAACUCACAGACCGCUAUGAUAGCCUGAUGAAGAGGGUGACCUUAUAGCCAAAUAAAACCUAACCCAGUCUUGUCCAGCCAAAGUAACUGGAUAAAGUCACACAGUCAACUCAGAUUACAGCAGGUAUGUGAACAAUGGAAUGACAAGCUUUUCCAAGUCCUUCAAUCAUCCUUCGGAAAACAUUUGAGCAUUGUUUGUGGAACAAAUCAGGUACCGUUUUUAUCCUGUGAAAAAUAAUCAAUAUGCGGUCUUCAAAAGGACGUGUACAGGCUACUCCAUUUAUUUAGUAUUUAGUAGUUACUGUGCCUUAGAUCCAUGCCUGGAACUUUCUGGCAACCUCCCAGUCAGACUAGGCAUGUAGAUGGUCUCAGGGAUCAAAACGUGGACACAUGAAGACAUAAACCAGUGCCUGAAAAUUGUAACACAUUUUGUAAUGAGUAACACAAAUACACAAAUGACAAACAACCCCUUAUUCUUGCACUGCAACAUAUAUCCCCCCUGGUAACAUCAACUUAUGCUGUGGGUAUUCAUCACAUCACUAGUAAAACCACAGCUACUAUUAUACUUGAGGUCAGUUCACCUGACAGAUAAAGGCUAGUUUUGUAUCAAAUCCCACUGUCAGUUGACUUCACAUGUACAUUAGUGAUAGGUGUAUGUAAAGACUGUACCUUAUGUGAUUUCUACUACUUUAGACAAAUUAGUUCAUGGGCUUCAACAAAUAACGAAAUAUCCUCUGUGUUAAUAUCUCUCCAUUCAGAUACUUGAUUUACACUGCCAUCCGGUGGACAUGAGAUGCAAAGUUCACUUCAUUUAUAACACACCCACAUUCUGUUAACCCUUGUGUUCUCCUCGGGUCGUUCUGACCCAUCAGUCAUUGUGACCCACCGUCGUAUUGCGACAACUUUACCGCAUACAAAAACAAAGUGAAGCAUUUUCUUUUAACCGUCGGGCUGUCUCAGACCCCCCACAUUGCGAAGGUUAAAAGAAAAGUAUUUUUAUUUGGUUUUGUAUUGGGUAAAAUUGGGUAAACACAAUGAUGGUUCGUUAUGAACCUUUGGGUCAUGUGACCCGAAGGCAGCACGAGGGUUAAGAGGUAGUGAUUGCAGAAUCUAUUCAGCACAGCCAGAGAACCUUACCACUAACUCAUUUAUAAUGCACCUAGUUCAGAUAGCGUUUUGUGGGUUCCUUCUCUGACUGAUUUAGGGGAUAUUUUUCCUUGGAUGCAAUCUCCUUAUCAAGUCAGAAAGCAUAAAAUAACAUUUUAGGACUAUGAAAAAUCUGUACAUUCCCUUUUUUAUCGUAAACACAUAUAAGGUUGACAAAGCAGAUGGUCAGAAGGGUAUGGUUAAAUGUCAUGGAAGGUAGUGGCCCUAAUCUGAAUGAAU